UAUAAAAACAAAUAAACGUCAAAACUUUAAAAAGUUUUUAAUUUUAUUUUUAUCAAUUCGGUGUUUUAACCAUGUCCUCACUAGCUGCAUUAAAACUAACAAAAUGUAUAAGAUUAAGUAAAACUCUAUUUGCACAAAAUCUUUUCAACCGAAAUAGUUAUUUGAAUCAAUAUGUUAAGGCCAAGGAAUCAAACGCAUUGUGCUCGUUCCACCAACAUGUUACAUAUUUUUCUUCACAACCAGAUAACCAAAAUAAAAGACAACGAAGCCUUCCCUCAUUGAUGCAAUUUCCAGAAAUCGUAUGGCCUUCAUUUGUAAAUACUAUUCGAAACUGGGUCCUCAUUAAUUUCAUCAUUCGACCCUACUUUGAUAAUGAAUUCAAUUUGCAAGACUUUAUUUAUGGAACAAAGCAUGCAGUUCACACAAUAUCAACAAAAUUGGUGAAUUCUAAUUUAACGGAACUAAAGAGCCUUGUAUCUCAAGAAGCAAUUGAUGAAAUAAAACCAAUCAUAGAAAAGUUGUCCGUAUCUCAAAGAAAACAGCUUGAAAUCAAUAAAGAUGACAUUUAUUUAUCCUUCCCAUAUCAGGUGGGCAUAAUGUUUGAUGAAUCAAAUGAAAAGAUACAAAAGCGAUUCGUUGAAAUUACUAUGGUGUUUCACGUUUUGAAAGGUUUCAGGGAAAUGCAAAAGCAAGGCGAGGUUCUCCCUUGGAAUAUGGGGUCACUGCCAGAAUAUGAAGAUAAGGUUUACAUAUGUAAUUAUCGUUUUAUUAAAGAAUUCACUGUUGGAAACGAAACGGACUGGACGGUAAAUGUAAUUAAUCACUUCAAGCCCUUAGACUUGAUGAUCGAUGAAUAAGAAAUAAUUCAUUUUUUAGUUUUUUGAGUUUUAAUUUGUGAAGUGCCUCUACUAAAACAAAAAUGUUUAAAUAAAGAUAUAAUUUUGUUUUAUUACAA
Molecule: messenger RNA, 955 nt
Organism: Episyrphus balteatus (marmalade hoverfly)
Lineage: Eukaryota; Metazoa; Arthropoda; Insecta; Diptera; Syrphidae
Product: m-AAA protease-interacting protein 1, mitochondrial
Exons: 5
Coding region: 72-857 (261 amino acids)
Biological process (GO): protein insertion into mitochondrial inner membrane from matrix; inner mitochondrial membrane organization
Cellular component (GO): mitochondrial inner membrane
Molecular function (GO): ribosome binding
Source: RefSeq, a predicted model, not a curated record